AUGCUCCCUUCAUUACAGCCGUCGCGGCCCAAGCUACCACAGCACACUACACAACCAACUCACCAACAACGGCGCAGCACACACGAGCUGCCACGACCUCAAGAGUCCUCACAACAACAACCCUCAUAUUCCCCACCAAACUCUCAGAGACCAUGGUCACAGAUAGAAGCCAUGCCUCCUGCUCGCACAGCGCCGUCCUUCCCUACACACAGUUUCUAUGAUGCUGCGACAAGGCAUCCAGUGUUCUUCACGAACAAUCUGAGGAAACCACCGUUUCCCAUACCGCAGAUGCCGAGCCAAGGAUGGAAUCCUGUCGCCAACGGGUACAUACAGGAGAGGGAGAAAGCAACAGGCGGGUCAGGCACAAAACUAUGA
Macroventuria anomochaeta is the source of this 375-nucleotide messenger RNA. RefSeq lists its product as uncharacterized. The transcript is spliced from 2 exons. The coding region runs from base 1 to 375 and encodes 124 amino acids. The record is from RefSeq and is a predicted model, not a curated record. Lineage: Eukaryota; Fungi; Ascomycota; Dothideomycetes; Pleosporales; Didymellaceae.